UUAUAGAAUUGAAAAAUGAAAGUAAGCUCAACUGGAAGCCCCACAAAUUUUUCUUUUCUUCAUUUGUUUGUUUCUAUAAUCUUCAACUAAGUAUUCCCUCCAUUUCUUUAUCUCUCUCUAGGAUCUGUCAAUGAGAUCACAAAAAACCCAAUCAGUUUUAUUUUCUGGGCCAUCACCUUUUCCUUUCAUAUUAAUACUCUUUUGCUCCUUUUGUCGAUCCACUUUUGUUUUGUGAAUUGAAUUGGUCAUUCUUGAUGUAACUCACGAGAUUUCAAAGGUUUAACCUCUCAGUCAUUCAUUUUCUGUAAGCAAGAGUAGAAAUAGAAAGAGGAGCAAGGACAAUAGUGGAGCCAUUGAGAGACAGAAUGGACGGCGUUGAUCGCGUGAUCAGAAGAAAAACUCUUGCUGAACGGCUUGGAUUGAAGAAUAUUGGGUGCUGUGGGAGCACAUGGGCCCUCCGGCCAACCACCGUUAGUGAACGAGACGACGAUGAAGAAGAGUAUGGCCCACUGGAACCACAAAUUGAGGUCAUAACUGUAAACCACGCGCCGCCGCAAAUCGAGUCAACUCCAGACUGCAUCAGUCAUUCUCCAGCGGCAUCGGGGAUGAACUUGGCGGCGGCAUUGGCGGCGGAACGCCACCUCAGAGCAGCGCUAGAUUCGGAUAAUGGAGGAAUUGACCCAGGCCCAAGCCCAAGCCCAGCAAGGUCCAGUAACAAUGAAUGGUACGAUGUAACUGCAGGAACCGCACCGAGGACCCCAUUUAGAGUGUCGUUGAUGAGACUACUUGAGGAAACGGAUUAUUGCGAUAAAGAAGUGAAGAAAGAGGAAAGAGGAGCAGCAGGAGGUGGGAGUGGUGAUUCAGUGUGCUGCGUGUGCAUGGGAAGGAAAAAAGGUGCAGCAUUCAUACCAUGUGGGCACACUUUUUGCAGAGUUUGUUCAAGAGAGUUGUGGUUGAAUCGAGGUAAUUGUCCCCUUUGCAACCGUUUGAUUCUUGAGAUCCUCGACAUUUACUGAGAUCAAGAUUGAUUCUUGAGGUUUGUGACGGAUUUGAGUCAAAAGAUGGCGAUGAAUUUUUAUGAUAAUGUAGAAUUUACUCGUACCAAUUUUAAGUCGUAUAAUUGACUGAUACUGUAACCGGAGAAAUUUUAUCUCGUGCAAAAGCAAUACUUCUGUUGCAAAUAC
Messenger RNA from Olea europaea var. sylvestris, 1184 nucleotides. RefSeq names its product death-associated inhibitor of apoptosis 1-like. The record is from RefSeq and is a predicted model, not a curated record. The transcript is spliced from 2 exons. NCBI's taxonomy places the organism in Eukaryota, Viridiplantae, Streptophyta, Magnoliopsida, Lamiales, Oleaceae. The coding region runs from base 366 to 1016 and encodes 216 amino acids.